Molecule: messenger RNA, 2908 nt
Organism: Dryobates pubescens (Downy woodpecker)
Lineage: Eukaryota; Metazoa; Chordata; Aves; Piciformes; Picidae
Gene: MTMR1
Product: myotubularin related protein 1
Exons: 17
Coding region: 134-2179 (681 amino acids)
Biological process (GO): phosphatidylinositol dephosphorylation
Molecular function (GO): phosphatidylinositol-3,5-bisphosphate 3-phosphatase activity
Source: RefSeq, a predicted model, not a curated record
GCCAGGUGACAGCUCGGCCGCCGCCGGGGCCCGAGAGUGCCGGGCCGAGGCGGUAGGGUCGGGCCGGGGACCCGCGGAGGGGCGGGAGGCCGCCAUCCUGCCGGCGCAGCGAGUCCCGCCGGCGGCCGGAAAUAUGGAGCGGGCGGCGGCGGGGCCGGCAGUGGAGGGCGGCGGUGUGAGCCGGAGACCCGUGCGGGCGGGAGGCGCGGCGGGGACAGCGUCGCGGCAGGCCAGCACGGAGACGCUGGACAGCCCGACUGGAUCCCAUGUGGAAUGGUGUAAACAGCUGAUAGCUGCAACCAUUUCUAGUCAGAUUUCAGGGUCUGUCCCAUCAGAAGGUGUGUCCAGAGACUACAGGGUGUACAGGAGGCCUGUCAUACGGGAGAUUCAGGAUGGACACAAUGGCUAUCAUUCUGAAGCAGAACCCGAUCAGGCACUGCGGGAUGGAAACAAGCUAGCACAGAUGGAAGAGGCUCCACUUUUUCCUGGAGAAUCAAUCAAAGUGAUUGCUAAAGAUGUUAUGUAUAUCUGUCCAUUCAUGGGAGCAGUCAGUGGUACACUAACAGUGACUGACUUCAGGAUGUUUAUCAAAAGUGUUGAAAGGGAUCCACCUUUUGUUGUUGAUGUUCCUCUUGGAGUCAUAAAUAGAGUUGAAAAAAUUGGAGUACAGAGCCAUGGAGACAACUCGUGUGGUAUAGAAAUAGUUUGCAAGGAUAUGAGAAAUCUGCGGCUGGCCUAUAAACAGGAGGAGCAGAACAGGUUGGAGAUUUUUGAAAACCUUGUAAUACGUGCAUUUCCUGUUUCAAACGGGCUGCCUCUUUUUGCAUUCAGCUAUAAAGAAAAGUUUGCUGUUAAUGGCUGGAAAGUGUAUGAUCCAAUGGCAGAAUAUAAGAGGCAGGGCUUGCCCAAUGAGAGUUGGAAAAUAUCCAAAAUUAACAGCACCUAUGAGCUUUGUGAUACAUAUCCUGCAGUUCUCGUUGUGCCAACCAGUGUAAAGGAUGAUGACCUCACAAAAGUGGCUGCGUUUAGAGCAAAAGGCAGAGUUCCAGUUUUAUCCUGGAUUCAUCCUGAAAGCCAAGCAACAAUAACACGGUGCAGUCAGCCCUCAGUAGGCCCAAAUGAUAAGCGUUGCAAAGAAGAUGAAAAGUAUUUGCAGACAAUCAUGGAUGCCAAUGCUCAGUCACAUAAACUUAUCAUCUUCGAUGCCAGACAGAACAGUGUUGCAGAUACAAACAAGGCAAAAGGAGGAGGAUAUGAAAGUGAAAGUGCCUACCCAAAUGCAGAGCUGGUCUUUCUGGAAAUUCACAACAUACAUGUGAUGAGAGAAUCCCUGCGUAAACUGAAAGAGAUAGUUUAUCCUACUAUCGAUGAGACUCGGUGGCUGUCAAAUGUGGACUCGACGCAUUGGCUGGAAUAUAUAAGGAUGCUUCUUGCUGGGGCAGUGAGAAUUGCAGAUAAAAUUGAAUCUGGUAAAACUUCCGUAGUGGUUCACUGCAGCGACGGCUGGGACAGAACAGCACAGCUCACGGCGCUGGCUAUGCUCAUGCUGGACAGCUAUUACAGAACCAUUAAAGGCUUUGAAGUCCUUAUAGAGAAAGAAUGGAUCAGUUUUGGACACCGAUUUGCAAUGCGAGUCGGACAUGGAGAUGAUGAUCAUGCUGAUGCAGACAGAUCUCCCAUUUUCCUUCAGUUCAUCGACUGUGUUUGGCAGAUGACAAAGCAGUUUCCUGCAGCCUUUGAAUUCAACGAGUUAUUUUUGAUCACCAUUCUGGAUCACCUUUACAGCUGUCUCUUUGGGACUUUCUUAUGUAACUGUGAAAAAGAGAGAUUAAAAGAGGAGGUAAGCACAAAGACUGUGUCGCUGUGGUCCUAUAUAAACAGCCAGUUAGAUGAGUUCACAAAUCCUUUCUACGUAAACUAUGAAAACCAUGUCCUGUAUCCUGUUGCCAGUCUGAACCAUUUGGAGCUGUGGGUGAACUACUACGUCAGGUGGAACCCAAGGAUGCGGCCUCAGGUUCCAAUCCAUCAGAAUCUUAAAGAGCUCCUUGCCAUCCGGACAGAGCUGCAGAAGAAGGUGGAAGAUUUGCAGAGGGAAGCUGCCACACGAUCCAUUUCUUCCUCCUCUGAUAGAGGUUCAUCUCCUUCCCAUUCAGCCACGCCAGUGCACACCUCUGUGUGAUGUGUAAUAAAAGCCAUGUGAAAAAAUUUGUGUCAGGUGAUGCAGAGAGGAGGGUGAAAUGCUUUUCCCAUCACAAUAGGAUUGUGAGUGACUUGUAAUUGCUAUGAUCUACAUGCCUUACUCUGUGUCUGAUAUUAUCAUGAUGAGGCCAAAAAGAGCUUCAAUAGAUGUGAUGUAUUUUCUUGUUGGCAGUUCCCACAUGUGUUUUGACAGCUCUAGCUAAAUCACCAAUUGUGAAAUUAAACUUUGUUUUGAACAACUAACAAUUUAACCAUCCUAAAAGGGAAUCCAUCUGCCAAGCAGACAGAAAACUGCCUCUCAUGCCGCCUAGGGUACCAUGCCUGGUUGAGAGACUCAGACGAGACGCCACGUGACGCUUACACAGAGCACAGAACAUUUUGCUGAAUGGGAGCUGCGUAUUUCACUCAGUAAUAUGUCUAUUUUUUUGUUGUUGUUGCUAGAGCAAUUUAUUUUUUUAGGUAAUGAAUGCACUUGGAAAUCGAUUUGAUGUCUUUCCCAGUGUAGUCGGUUUUUCCCUUUUGACUAAAUAUGCCAUUAAGAGCGGUUGAAGCGAAGCUGGGUUUAUCAAGUACACCAGACUGACUUGUAUGAUGUAAUAUAUUUGGUACAGCACGCCUUUUAGGGUUUUUAAUGCCUUUUGUACAAGUUGAAAUAAAGUUUUUGGAACUGUUUAGUUCAUUGUUCAGUUUCAGCCUCCUGAGCCGGGGG